AUGUCGCGCUCUACGGACUCUGGCGGCGCAACGGCCGAUGCGCCUUCGCUUCCCUGGAGGGCAUUGUCCUCCACCACCAUCUUCGGAGUUGCAGCAUUAUGCCGCUCUUUUCUGUACCUCUGCAGUCGGCCACAAGCAAAUGGAUUGGAUCAAUUUCUCGAGCUCCUCGACUCGAGGAGUGAUCCCUCGCAGAGAACGAGAGGCUUGCUCACAGUUUCGAACCAUACCAGCGUGUACGUGCCUACAUUGCGUCUCGAAAGCUGA
Messenger RNA from Aspergillus vadensis CBS 113365, 264 nucleotides. RefSeq lists its product as uncharacterized. Bases 1 to 264 code for a protein of 87 amino acids. The record is from RefSeq and is a predicted model, not a curated record. The transcript has 2 exons. NCBI's taxonomy places the organism in Eukaryota, Fungi, Ascomycota, Eurotiomycetes, Eurotiales, Aspergillaceae.